Racocetra persica is the source of this 346-nucleotide messenger RNA. The record is from the annotation of a GenBank genome assembly. Lineage: Eukaryota; Fungi; Glomeromycota; Glomeromycetes; Diversisporales; Gigasporaceae.
AUGUCUUUUUCAAAUCGACAACAACGAGGCCAUUACGCGACUAACGCAUGCACUAAUUGCAAAACAAAGCACGCAAAGUGUUUCGAAGAAGCUAUUUGCACAAAUUGCGCAUCACACAACCUUGAAUGUAUUUAUGUUAAGCCGGUUAAAAAACGGGGACCAAAAGCUGCUAAUAGAUCAGCUAACGUUUUUGAAGAUAACUCCGGCGAAGUCCCAAAUAUCGAACGGGAACACUCAUCAACUCAAUUUAGCGUACCCAUUCCUUUCUACCUUGACUAUAAUGAAGAAUUUCAAUCAAUCCAAAAUAGUUGUUUUUCACAUAGUAAUACCAAUGAAAUUAUUCUUG